Trichoderma asperellum CBS 433.97 is the source of this 846-nucleotide messenger RNA. RefSeq lists its product as uncharacterized. The record is from RefSeq and is a predicted model, not a curated record. Lineage: Eukaryota; Fungi; Ascomycota; Sordariomycetes; Hypocreales; Hypocreaceae.
AUGGCGGUAAUCUCCACCUCACGACCACACAUCCUCAUCAUUCCCGGCGCAUGGUAUCCGGCUUCUACCAUGGCCUCCUUCGCCAAAGCCCUCGAAGCAGCAGGCUUUCCCACCACUGUGGUACCCACCCGCAGCGUAGGCACCAGGGACGUCAGCGUCCAAGACGACGAGGCGCAGUCCAAGGCUCUCCUCCUGCCUCUACUUGACAAAGGCAAAGAUGUCAUUGUCCUUGGCCAUUCAUAUGGCGGAGAGGCGCAGGGCCUGAAUGGAGGCAUCAUUGGCGUGAUUUAUCUUGCUGCGUUUAUGCUGAUUGAGGGCGAGACGACCUUUGAGAUGGCGGGUGGUUCCGCAUGUCCAUUUGUCUCGGCAGAUGAUAUUAAAGAGACCGUCCUUUUGUUAUCAAAAGACCAAAAACACUACUUCUACAACGACCUCUCAGACGAGAUAGCCGAACACAUCAUCGCAGCCGUCAAGGGACACUCCGGAGCGGCAACCAUGUCAGCUCCUUUGGCAAUAGGAUGGAGGGGAAAGGCAUACGAUGGCCACCACGCAUAUAUUCGCGCUAUUCAGGACAAUACCGUGCCCCUGAAACACCAGGAUGAAAAUAUUGCUCGGUCGGGAGUCGAGUGGCUGGUGAAGUCGGUGGAUGCUUCGCACAGUUUGUUUGUGUCGAAGACGGACGGGGUGGUUGGUUUGGUUGCGGAGUUGGUGGUGGAGUUUGCAAAGAGUUGAAAAGGGUUGAAUGUUGGGGACAAUAAAAAGUAUACGGUGUUUUUAUUACUCGGGAUGUUUGUUUGCUAGUACAGUGAGCGAGUUAGUAUUGUGCAAGAUAUGGGGAGAUAUGGG